UAUGAUCACACUAAGGAUUCGUUCAUCUGUCACAGAAACCAACCAUUUAAAAGGCUUGAAAAAGCAGAUGAAGAAAACCCCCCAUUGUACUGUACUUUCUGUCCAAUGGGAUAAAAACAUUAACGGAUAAAAGGAUUGUUUUUGCUUAAUGAAGAAUCCUAGUUUUCAAAUCUCAUUGGACUGUGUACAUCCAACAGGAUUUGCUGUUCAGUAGCCUGAACUUUACAAUUCUGCUGUGAUCAUGUAAUCAACCAAGUCUUAUUUUAAUUCAGAUACUGUGUGUUCUGACGAAGGCUCUUUGGUCUCCAUGUAAUUGAGAGUUUCAAGACUAAAGAAAUCAAAAUGCUUCUGUGAACUAUGUGAAUUUUUCUGUAUUUACAAUUAGCUUAAGGUAUUAAUAUUAAAAGUAGGGAGCUGCAUCUAAUGACUUUUUGGAGUAAUCUGAACCAUCUGCCUCUAGAUACUAAGGAGUUCACCACUUUAAUCCAGAUUAUGGCUGACGAACUGUUUUUGGCAUCCACUUCUCACUAGCAUUGUGCCCUUGAAGAGCUGCUGAGGCUGUAGAAAUUCCCUUGCUGACAAACCUAUUGUUGUCUUUCGGGAGCCUUUUUUGGUUUUGUUUUGUUUUUAAAAUUUUCUUGGGAAGAAAAUGGCUUUCUUAAUGAAAAGCAUGUUGAGCAACCAGGUAAAGAAUUUAGGACUUGGUGGUGGAGGUGAGGAAAGCAAAGAAGAAAGUGGUCCUUCCGACCCAGCUGCAGCAGCAGGAAUGACUAGAGAGGAAUAUGAGGAAUAUCAAAAGCAAAUUGUUGAGGAGAAGAUGGAGAGAGAUGCAGCGUUUGCACAAAAAAAGGCAGAGAGAGCUUGUCUGAGGGUUCAUCUGAGAGAAAAGUACAGGCUUCCUAAGAGUGAAAUGGAUGAGAACCAGAUACAAAUGGCUGGUGAUGAUGUGGAUUUACCAGAAGACCUCCAGAAAAUGGUGGCAGAGGAUCAAGUAGAAGAAGAAGACAAGGAGUCUAUCCUUGGACAGUUACAGAACAUUCAGAAUAUGGAUAUAGACACUAUUAAAGAAAAAGCUCAAGCCACUUUCACUGAAAUAAAGCAAGCAGCCGAACAGAAAUGUUGUGUCAUGUGAAAGAGAAAUCCGAGCUUGAGAGUUUUUGCGAAUCAUGUGAAUUUAAUAUUGUAUCAUGGGAGUUGCUGGACGGUACAAGCAAAAUUGAUGGCAUGCCAUAUAGUUCCAAAGCAAUAUGUGUACAUAUGAGAGAGAGAGACUUCUAAACCUCCAGAUUUAAAUCAAUGUAGGCAAUGUACCUGCUUAAAUAGCACUAAUCUAGAGCUGGUCAGCAUUUUUCAAACAAAGUUUUUCCAUGGAAAAAUGGCAUUUUCAAAAACAACAACAUUUUUCAUGAAAAAUUGUCAAAUUAUUUUUUGCAAAAAGUGCUGCCUUUUUUCCAAAAAAUGUAUUGAAAACAUCAAAAAGCUUAUAAGAAUGGUUUUUAAUUUUUUAACCAGAAAUUGGGUCUUUGGUAAAUGAAAAAUGUCUAUAACCACUGUGAUAUUGUUUUCAGAAAAAAUAAAUCAUGGAAAAAAUGUUACAAAUGAAAAUCGGGUCAUUUUCAAACUCUUCAGAACAAAAAUAAUGUUGAAAUUUUGACACAUUUUGCAAACUAGAUUUCCCUUUUUUGACCACCUCUAUGCUAAACAUAAAAAGAAAAUCUUGAAAUUUAUAACAAUGCAUCAUAGGACAAAUGCUUUAUGGAUUUAGAACUUGCAGGAAAUGCUGCACAAUCACACAGCUCUGAGUGAAUAUAGUGAUUUUUGUGGUAAGUCAAAGAUAGGUGGCUAGCACUAGAGCCAGGAAUAACGAAUAACGCAAACUUCCUCCAAUUACUUUAACUGCUCCUCAAUCCUGACCUACAACACAAACUUACUAUUACAGUAGUGGGUCUCUCCUGGAUUGCCAUUGGUGCCGAAUGCUGUGGGUUUCUGAUGUUGACAAAUAUCCAGCAUAGGCUAAACGGAGAUUAUUAAAUGAAAUGAAUUUGGUUCUUAUUCUACAGGUGAAAGAUGCAAAGUAUGAUCAUUAUCAGAUCCCCAGAAGUGACAGGUAAGUAUUUUAACUCAUGGUGUCACCUUAUACUCCUGCAAUCAUCUUUGUUGUGCAUCUUAUACUGUAUACACGUGUGGUGUGUUAGCAUUUAAUCUGAUUGAAGUCUGGGAUUUGCACAACUUGAAUAGUAGCUUUGUUUCUUUUUCAGCUGUUCAUUUUUUCUCUCUACUAUUUCUCGUGCUUUUCUGUAACUAAGUUACAGUUAUUAGACACUGUAGAAUAUAUUGUACUUCUCUUGAAAUGUGCUACUUAUAAAUCUCAGAACAAAGAACCAGUGAGAUCAGGAAAGAGGAACCAAUGCAAUUGUUAGACACGAGUAUUUAUCUUACCUGCAGUUUUGCAGGUACACCUCUACCCCCAUAGAACGCUGUCCUCGGGAGCCAAAAAAUCUUACUGCGUUAUAGGUGAAACCGCAUUAUAUCGAACUUGCUUUGAUCCGCCGGAUCACGCAGCCCCGCCCCCCCGGAGCACUGCUUUACCGCGUUAUAUCCGAAUUCAUGUUAUAUCGGGGUAGAGGUGUAUUUACAGUGGGCUAAAUCCUAAAUUCCUUACUCAAAACAAGUUUAUGAUCAGCUACACCCGUGUCAAUUCUGAAUAAUUCCACUGACUUGCUUCUGAUUUACACUAAUGUAAUAGCAGAAUCUGGCCCUUAGGUUUUAGUCUUGACUCAAGCAAAACUUUCAUCAAUGUCAACCAGAGACUUGCCUGAGUGAAGCCGAAGUAAAUGCCAAGAGCCUGAUUUCUCCUUUCACUUGCCCUGAUAUAAAGUGGGAGUGACCGAAGCAUAAAUGGGGAGAAUUAGGUCCUGAAUAAGGACUUUGGGAUUCGGUCCUGUAAUCAGGUGAACACGAAGAUAUGAUUAAUCAUAAUUUGAUUGGUUUAGCCCUUUUCAUCCCAGAAGUUUUCAAAGCACAAAGGUACAGUAUGCAACGACCAGCUUCCAGCUGAGACAAGCUUGGCACAGCCUCUACUGGCUUUGUUACAGGGAGGCAUGAUUUUGGAUCACUUGCUAGAACUGCUGCCUGUGGACCACGAGGUUAGUUAGUCCUCUUCAGUGACUGGCAGACUUGAGGCAUUUAUUUUUUCUAAAAGAGCCUAUAAUAAGUGACAUUAAAUUAGGGACUAUGAGAUAACUCGUCGAUAGCUAGUGCAAAGCAUAGUCUUGUGGUUAAGGCAGUGAACUGGGACUCAAGAUCAGAUUCAGUGCCUGGUUCUGUCACAGACUUCCUGUGUGCCCUUAGGCAAAUCAUGUACGCUUUCGGUGCUGGAGUUCUCCACCUGUAACACAGGGAUAACAACACUUCUCUGUUGUAAGAAUACACUUAUUAAUGCUCACAGG
Messenger RNA from Chrysemys picta bellii (western painted turtle), 3449 nucleotides. RefSeq names its product complexin 4 (gene CPLX4). Gene Ontology annotation, biological process: synaptic vesicle exocytosis; neurotransmitter transport; regulation of neurotransmitter secretion. Gene Ontology annotation, molecular function: syntaxin binding. Gene Ontology annotation, cellular component: terminal bouton; SNARE complex. Lineage: Eukaryota; Metazoa; Chordata; Testudines; Emydidae. The record is from RefSeq and is a predicted model, not a curated record.